CUCAGACAGGACCACAGCAGACAGAGCAAUGUCUCGACCAAUGUUAACCGUGUUUUUAUUACUUUCAUGCCUCUGUAGUUUGUUUGAGGCAAACCCAGAACAUUCACCGAGGAUGAAAUUCUCACAUGAAGAUGCUUCAGUGAAGAGGAUUCAUUUACCUGUGCACCUAACACCUGUGCAGAUUCUUCUGGAAGGAGAGUCAGACACUGUCAUCACUGCCAUACAAAACAACCUGAUUUCAGUCUCCUUUCAAAAUCCUUUGCAGGCUCCAGUGCAAAGAAAUCUGUUGUGGGAAGAUUGUAUUGACAGUGAAGCUUCACCAACGGACUGCAGCUAUAACAUCACUCUGGUGCACAAGAGGAAAGGAACAAACCUGGUGUUUGUCUGCGGUAUAAACAGCAGAGAAACGUUGUGCUGUGAUGUGGAUUUGUCACAGCAGUCUCCGAAGUGUGUUGUCUCUGAUGAAACACAGAGCAUACAAGGAAGCAUCAGGAAAUUUAGUGUGAAAGAAGGUGAACCAUCUGUGCUUGUGGAAUCAGACAGAAAUACAGACCUGUACACAACAUACUCUGGAUCUCAGGAGAUUGUAGGGAUCUACAAGUUUGGAGCAAACAGAGUUGGACCAGCGAACCAAAACAAAGAGCAGCACUAUGUGGGUUUGGUGGUCAGCAGACAAAAAGAAGAUCCUUUACAGGACAAAGUUUUCGCCUUUUAUAAGGAGAAAAACAGAGACACAGCCCUGUACAGUGGGAUGUGGCUACCCUUUGUCACCCAGGUUUGCAUGGCAGACAAGGGUGGUCCGAAGAAACACAUGCAGUUCAGCUGGACGUCCCAGAUGAACGCCAGGCUCUUCUGUGGAGAUCCGGCCAGCAAACAGCACUACUCUGAGCUGGUCCAUGUGGCUGCUGUGCAUGAAGAGCGCUGGCAGGAUACCCGCGUUUACGCGCUCUUCAGGAACGAAUGGGGGAUGAGUGCUGUGUGUGUCUAUACAAUCAAGAACUUCCAUGAUGUCUUUGCAAACUCCCCAUUUAAAGGCGGCAGCAGCCAUAGCAGCAGACCAAGAGUGUGUGUUCCUGACAGCACCAAGACUCAUUUGGACAUCCUGCAGAUGAUCGAGGAGAAUUCAGAGAUGGAGGACUGGGUUCAACCUCUCAACAACGCUGGUCCAAUCCUCGUCAAUCAUCAUAAAUACACUCACAUCUAUGUGGAUGGCCUACUGAGCAAGAGGAACAGACACCACCCUGUCCUGUUUCUGUCUCUAUAUAAUGGACCUAUUCAUAAGGCGGUGCAGAAUGAAAACCAGACUAUUUUGAUUGCUGAAUAUCAACUGUUCAACCACAGCACCCACGUUCAGAACAUGAUCCUGAACCCCAUCACUAAAAAGCUUUAUGCAAACUCCAGAAGUGAUUUGGUCCAGGUGGAUGUGGCAAAAUGUGCUCAGUAUGGAGACCACUGUCAGGACUGUGUGUUAGCCAGAGAUCCGUACUGCAGCUGGAAUGAGAUCCAGUGCAUCCUAGAGACACCUGACGGGAGUGGCACAGUGCAGGAUGUGGCCCAUGGGAAACACGCGAUCUGUCCAACUCCAUCAACUUCAUCAAAGGAGCACUAUCUUGGACUUGCCCAGUCAGAUGAAGUCAAGGAUCCUGGCAGCAUUGACGUUCCCUCCCAGUCCAAGUAUUUCCUGGAGUGUCCUGUGUCAUCACGUCAUGCAAAGUACACUUGGUCACACCCCGGUGGCUCUACGCCAUGCAGCCUGAAGGAGCAGCAGUGUCUCCAUCUGAUCGACAGCAUGGCCCUGGAUCAGGAGGGGGUCUACAAAUGUGAGUCAGUGGAGAAGGGAUACAGCAAGGUGGUGGCAGAGUAUCGACUCAACCUGAAGAGCAGAGCAGCAACACAUUCAGCAGGAUUACUGGUCUGGGUCUGUCUAAUGGUCGUCCUCUUAGCCCUGAAUAAAUGAUUUAAAUACAGGGAUCACUUCAGAUAAUAUUGACUUGCUCUAGACCAUCUCUGUGCUCCAGUUCUGUUGGGACAUGUUUCAAUGAGCCACUUUGGAAAAAAAUGCCACAUUUUCAUGCCAAUCAACUUCAUUUCUAAAAGCAUCUAGUUUAAGAGGAAAGAGGCACUAACAGCCACACAGACGAAUCUGCUAGAAAAUUUCACAAACUUUCAUUAGAAAUUUUAGUGAAUGUUUUGGACAUUAUGAGGAAAUUAUUAUCUGUAAUUUUUUGAGAAUAUAUAAAGAAAUUUGGGGGGCAUUACUUGAAAAUAGCAUAGCAUGGUAAAACUCACAAUUGUUUUUUUCUUAGUUACCAAGCCUGCACCGUUCAGGUAGAAAGCCUUUUUAAAAAACAGAGAUACUCUGUAAUACUAACAGUAUUAUAUUUAUAAGUUCAGUCAUCAAAUUAAACCCUGAGUAAGUUUCCGUUUCCUCUAAAGCAUAUCAUCUUUAUGACAAAACAGAGCUCUGCUUGCAUUAGAGCACAGCUCUGCACAGAGUGAAGAUGCAAGUCGCUUCUCUUAACAUUCAGAUAGGAAGAAUAAAGGUCAGACAUUUGGGCAAGUUGGUGCCUGAUUAUCAUUAGUGUGGGAAUAUUUGUGAGUUAGACCUUGGAACAGAGCAGAUGGAAGGAUACCUCACAUAUCUUUCUUAGGCUGGCCACGCACUACACCGUCUUAAGCCUGACUUUUGGCCAGAUUUGCUCCUUACUGAGCUGGAGGACAGCUCUUAAACGAAAACAUCACUGUACUGUCACUGUUAUUUUGAUUUUGUUUUAACCAUAAUGCCCUUAAUGUUCAUUAUUCUGUUGAAUUCACAUUUGAUUUUUUUGAGAUAUGAGAUCUCCAUACAUAUGAGAUCUCAUAUGUAUGGAGUCUUCACUGUGAGAUCUUUCCCACCAGUGGUGUAGUGAUGUUUGUAGAAGUGGCUUUACUCUAAAUUUACAGACAGCAGGUAUGUGGUCUCACGGUCAGGCUGAGUUGUCUAGUGUAUGCAUUCAGAGCACUAGUUAGAUGAAAAAUCAGGUCUGGUGUCCGUGUUCUUCCAUGGUUAUAAAAUUGAUUAUGAUUUGAAAACUGUCUAAUGCAGUGGUUCUCCAGCAGCCUAGAGUCAGGACCCACCUUCACCUGCUUAUUGAGAAAUCACAACCCAAAUAUUUAACAUUUUUCAGUCAUAAGCAGGUGUUUUUAAUAAAGAAAGGGUAACUGGAUUUGAGCUGGAACUAAAGAUGCUGCAAAACAAGGAGAUCUCUUUCAAAAUAAUAGCACAUCAUUACCCAAUAUUUUUGCAUCCGCAACCCACUGAAAAUGGCUUUGUGACCCACCUUUGGGUCCAGACCCACUGAGGGUCUAGUGUGUGGCCAGACUAAGUGAACCAGGCCUUAUUUAGAGUCACAAAGAUGGCUUUCUUUGUCAAACCUUUUUCUGUUUAACUCUUUAUUAUCAAUAUAAAAAAAAGAAUGUAUCCUGAAGCUUUGCUUGUGUUCUUCCCUGAUUUUUAAUCAGGUAACGUGUGAAUGCACACAGACCUCUGUGUUUAUGAAAGGAUCUCUGUCGAGUCCAAACGUCUUUAUCUCAAUCAGAUUUUUGUCCAUUUUAAUUCCGUUAUUGUUGUUUUGUCUUUUGAAGGCAGCCAUGUUACAGACUGUUUUUCUACCUUUGUGUAGAGAGUUUUUGUCCUUUUGGGAAAAGCAUCAUCAAUGCAACCCUAAAUGUCCAUUUAUCUUUUCAUCAGAGUAUGAGCUGACAUACAGGAGUGAGGAGCUCAGCAGAAAUUCUUUAUAAUAGGUUGUUGCAUUUCGUUUCCACAUGUCAAAACACUAGAUGUUUUAUGCAAUUCCUUACAAAGUAAGUUUUGCAAGCAUCCUGAUGUUUAGAGUCAUGUUGAAGUGCUGCACUCAUUGCUAAUGAAAGCAAAUGUCUCAAUAUUAACAAACGAACAAUAUUAACAAGUUCUUUUUUAGAGAAGAGGCAGAUUUCUUUUAAUAAUACUCCUUUUAAUCAACCCAGAUACUUUGAAUGAAAAUUAUAUUUAAAAUGCAAAGAAGAAAUGUUUCUUAAACCUCAAAUGUUCCUAUUUUAACAAAUGUGAACCCUCUGACAAACAGCAGAAUAUAUAGUUCUUUUCUAUAGAUGUCAGAAUUUUUUACUUUGCUAAGUUAUGUACUUGAUUUUUAUCACAUCUAUUUAACCGAGAGACAGAGAGAGCGAGAAUUUAAACAGAUUUUCUUCCUGCUAAUCUCAUUCUGUAGAAGUUUUUUUCUAACAUAAUCGCUGUUAUCGUUUCCUCUAAUGUUAAGGGGGCCGCUUCUUGCUAUCAUUUCCUUUCUUCUGAUCUACCUCAGGAUUGUGUGAUGAGCUUUGAGUUUACACAGACUGCUUCAGAGUAUGAAGACUGUUCUUUAGUUGAGGUAAAGGUGUUGUGAAACAGCCUCAGAGAUGUUGAAAUCGUUGUUUCUAUUUAUAGCCAGUGAAGUGUGAAUGCACAGAGGUGAACCACACAAGUGUUCACGUACCACAGUAACAUUUUAUAUCACUGAAUGUUUGAGCCUUUACGAAUUAAGUUACUGAUUUAACUUUUCUGCACAUUUAUUCAGUUUCAGCACUUUAUUUUCAGCAAAACUCAUGUUUGUGAUUCUGUGACACGUUGCAUUCACUGUUUCUAGCCGUAAAUCUGUUUGUCAAUAAGGAAAAAAUUAGAUCUUUACUUGAAAUUGAAACAUGAUUGUUUCUGUGCCAAUCUAAAAUAAUUUCUAUAAUCUCUUGAGCCUCAAAGCGUUAGAAAUCCAUGAUAUUGUACUACAGCAGACAGACUUUACUAGUCAAUUGUCUUGAACUUAGAUGCCCAAAGAUGUCCAUAUUUCAGUACAAUUCUCCUGCUGCAACAGGAGGUAUUUUUUAUUUUUCACAACAUAUCAAACAUAAUUGUAGGUUUUUUAUAUUGUGUAUAUUUUUAUGAGAUGUUUAUAUGGAGUUGUUGGUUGAUAUGUGUGUGAUACAUCCACAGGAUUUUCUGCGUCCACCCCUUAACAGUCAGAAGAUAUUUGAUGUUGAAACUCCAGAUGUCUAAUGUUGCUGUGAACAUUUACUAUGUGCUAAUAAUUCAUGUUUUUUUUUUAGUUACAAAGAGCCGUUGAAAGGAAGUGCUACACUGCCACUAUUGCUCUCUGGUUCAUGCAUCAAAGCUGUGUUGUUGGUACUGAAAAUUUCAUUAAUGCAAAAACUGAAAAAAAAAAGAUUUUAAAAAAUAAUAAUAAUAAAGAAGAUUUUAUAAACGCAAAAAGGUUUUAUUAAUGCAAAAUAAUUUUCAUGCAAAAAAUGUAUUGAUGCAAAAAAGAUUUGAUAUGAUAAAAAUGAUUAAAGUAAAAAAAAGUAUAUAAAAUUAAAAAAACAAAAAUGCAGCUCACUGCAAAGUCUAUCUUUAACUUAUUAUCAGGCUGUUUUGUUGCUCUUCAUAUGUCUUAAGUCUUUUUAAGCUUUUCUACAGUGUUUUUAUGAAAAGGGUUUUAUAACUAAUGUGUUAUCAUUAUAUUUAUUUUUGAUUCUGCUUGAUUAAUCUGAAUAUUUUCAUUACCUUUUCCCCAGUAUCUCAAUGAAAUGUUCUUAUUAAGGUAAUUUAUGUGAAGAAACAAAAAGAUGUUUUUUUCAGUGCAUGUAUAAUGCAGUGAAAAAAUGUUCAUAUAAUGUGGCAAUAUUACAUGAGAGGGACUGAAGUUAAAACAGCCGGUGUGAGGGAACUCCUGGCUGAAGCAGGGUGAUCAGUCCUGUUGAUGGUCGACUGUGGCUCUGCAGAGUCGCUGUCUCUCAACCAGGGGUUUGAUCCCCAGCUCCUGUUGUCACAUGUUGAUGUGUCCUUGGGCAGUUAACACCAGAUUGCUCCCACUGCUGUGUUGGUGGUGUGUGAAUGUCUAUGGAUGUGUUUGAGUUUACAGUGAUUGCCUCUCUACAUAGCAGCCUUCACCAUCAGUGUGUGAAUGUGGAGUGAAUGGGUAAGCGCUUUGAGUAGUCAGAUGACUAGAAAGGCGCAGCACAAGCUAAAAUCCAUGUUUUUCUGCUGUAUAUUCACACAAUGCCUCUUGAGGAUACAGUCAGAAAAGUUGUAUGAUCAUAUUUUAAACAAUAGAAUCCCAUUUUUGAUUAAGGAAGACAUCAGAAAUCAAUAUUUAGAGGAAUAUAUCCAUGAUUUGAACAGCUUUCAUGCAUCAUUGUUGUUGGGUAAAUUAUCCUGGUGUGCAAAUUCAAGCAGCUCUGGUUGUUUGUCCAAUAGACAGGACUUCUUUCCAUAGAAUGGGUGUAGCUGCUGCUAAACUCAACACUGGAAUUAAAAUGGCUUGUGUGCAUGAAGAGAUGUUGAUUUAAGGGAAGUUUGCAGUGGUGGUGUCUACUGAAACAGUUUUUCUGCCAAAGUAUUCUGAACUCCUUCUUAAAACAUGCUCCUAUACAAAAAUAUCUAAUGUUAUUUUCAUUGCAUUUGUUUGAAAAAUACAAACAAAUAGAAUUUUUUAUUAGUUUUUAAUCAUUUUUAUUAUUAAAAACUUUUAUUAAUUUUUAUUAGUAUGUAAGUUAUUAACAGAGUGUGUUCAUGAUUGUUGAAUGAUUGGUAACAUUUUCACUUCUGUACAUACUGAAACUCUGAAAUGUUGACUUCUAUUUUUGUACCUGUGUAUCUGCUCAUGCAUUCUGUUCCUUUUUUACAUUAAUUUAAAUAAACCCACUUCCCUCCUGUG
Cheilinus undulatus (humphead wrasse) is the source of this 6722-nucleotide messenger RNA. Its product is annotated as semaphorin-7A-like. Lineage: Eukaryota; Metazoa; Chordata; Actinopteri; Labriformes; Labridae. The transcript is spliced from 14 exons. Gene Ontology annotation, biological process: positive regulation of cell migration; semaphorin-plexin signaling pathway; regulation of inflammatory response. The record is from RefSeq and is a predicted model, not a curated record. Bases 29 to 1957 code for a protein of 642 amino acids. Gene Ontology annotation, molecular function: semaphorin receptor binding; integrin binding; chemorepellent activity.